Molecule: messenger RNA, 948 nt
Organism: Trypanosoma conorhini
Lineage: Eukaryota; Euglenozoa; Kinetoplastea; Trypanosomatida; Trypanosomatidae
Exons: 1
Coding region: 1-948 (315 amino acids)
Source: RefSeq, a predicted model, not a curated record
AUGACGUUGGGCGACGCGAGGGAAAAGAAAUCCCCGGAGGCUGGGGGUGUGGGGGGCACGCCGCGCCACCGCGAGUGCCUGACGCCGAACGCGCGACGCAUGUACCUCACGCUGCGGGCGGCGGCUGUCUUGCUGUGGCUGCCGCACUCGCUGGCGUCCAUGUACGUCGCCGCCACCGCCCCCGCGGCCACGGCCGCCUCGUUGCCGUGCGUGCUGGCCUUCAGUCUCGCCAGCAUCGCCGCCACGUACUACGUCGCGGUGUGCACGCAGUGCGGGGAGUACCUAAUGAUCACCGCGUGGCUCUUUGGCGUGCUGCGGGAAGAGGCGUGGGCGGCCAUGUUUCCCGACACCGUCGCCGUCCCGCAGAGCGGCCAGUCCGCCUUGGCCUCGUGGGCGGCUGCGGCCGCGGAGGGAGGGGUGCUCGCGCGCACGGGCGGCGGCGGCGUCGUCGGCAGCGGCGGCGCCCACGGCAGCCCCAGUCUGCUGUGGAUCGCCGUCGCCAUGCUGCAGGGCAUCCUUGGUGGCAUCCUCUGCAAGCUGAAGGACAUCGACGAGGACCGCUACUACCCCACCCACGCCAUCGGAGAGCGGCUGUACGUUGUGGUGCCCUUCUGCACCGGCCAGUGGCUGAGCUUCGUCCUGCAGAAUGGCUGGCGCGGCAUCGUCGUGGAGAACCUCACGAUCCUGCUCUCCCUCGCCAUGGUGGGCUACUGCGUCAUUGGCUGCAAGCUGCUGAGGCAGCACACUUCGCUGCGGCGCGGGGACCUGAUUGGGUUCGUGGAGGAGCUGCUGACGACCUCCUUCGGCGUCGUCUUUGCGGCGAUGCUGCUCGGCAGCGUCUUUGUCACCCUGCUGGCCAUCCCCUUUUUGAAGUCCCUCUUCUCACUGAACGCCCUGGUGAGUUCGGUGGGGAUCGUCUUGGAGUUUAUCGUAUACGAGGCGGCGUAG